This is a messenger RNA of Psylliodes chrysocephalus, 2433 nucleotides long. NCBI's taxonomy places the organism in Eukaryota, Metazoa, Arthropoda, Insecta, Coleoptera, Chrysomelidae. The record is from the annotation of a GenBank genome assembly.
AUGUGGUCAUUUUUUUCUCGCGACCCUUCUAAAGAUUUCAAUUUUGAAAUAGGAGAGUUAGUGCCAAGUUUAGAAGAUAAAAGUGUGUGGAAUCUGCAUAAAGGAAAAAAGAAGGGAACUAAUGAGGAGGUGUCCGUAUUUGUAUUCGAUUUAAAAAGUAAUCAAGAAUCACAGCUAGAAGUAGUAAAAGCAGCUGUAAAAAGAUUAAAAACUUUAAGACACCCCAGUGUGUUAACUUACUUAGAUAGCUUGGAAUCAGAAAAAGUUUUAUAUUUAGCUACUGAACAAGUAGACCCAUUGAAGGAGCACCUUGAGAAAUUGCCAUUAGAAACACCACAAAGAGAACUGUAUAUUGCUUGGGGUAUAUUUCAAAUUACUAGAGCUUUAUCAUUUUUAAAUAAUGAUGGCAAUUUACGCCACAAUAAUGUUACUAUUUGGUCAGUUUUUGUAAACUCUUCUGGAGAAUGGAAGUUGGGUGGUGUAGAAUAUGUGUCUCCAACAACAGAUACAAGUUUGCCAUAUAGAGUAAUACCUAGCUUGGAUGUGUAUAGUCCUCCAGAAAAAAAUGACCCAGCUAAACAAAAAUCUAUGACAAAAUGUUCCAGUGAUAUGUGGGGUUUAGGUUGCCUGAUUUGGGAAGUCUUCAAUGGGCCCCUUUAUCAACAGUCAUUGUUACGAAAUCCUGACAAGAUACCCAAACAAUUAGGUCCAUUAUAUUUUGAAUUAUUAAACACAAACCCUGGAUCAAGGCCUAAUCCAGCUGAUGUAAUCACUAGGUGUAGAAAGCUGGGAGGUUAUUUCAAAAAUGACCUAGUUGACACAUUGCUCUUCCUCGAAGAAAUCCAAAUAAAAGAUAAAAACGAGAAAAAUCGGUUUUUCUCUAAUUUAACUCCACAUCUGGAUAAUUUUCCAGAUAAUGUUUGUAAACAUAAGAUAUUGCCACAACUGAUAACUGCCUUUGAGUAUGGAGAUGCAGGGUCUGCAGUGCUGGCACCCAUGUUUAAGCUUGGACGCUUGCUUGAUGAAGCAGAAUAUCAAAAAAAGAUAGUACCAUGUGUAGUAAAAUUGUUUGGCAGUAAUGAUAGAGCAACAAGAUCAAGACUUUUACAACAGCUGGAACAUUUUAUAGGACAUCUACAGUCAAGUACAGUCAACGAUCAAAUUUUUCCACAAGUUGCUCAUGGAUUUAUGGAUACAAAUCCCACAAUUAGAGAACAGACUGUUAAAUCUGUGAUACACCUAGCACCUAAAUUAAGUUAUAAUAACCUAAAUGUGGAAGUGCUACGACACUUUGCUAGACUACAAGCGAAAGAUGAUCAGGGUGGUAUACGAACAAAUACUACUGUGUGCCUAGGUAAAAUAGCUCAACAUUUGCAUCCACAAAUAAGGCAGAAAGUUCUUAUUUCUGCUUUUACAAGAGCCAUGAGAGAUCCUUUUCCUCCAGCAAGAAAUGCAGGUGUGUUAGCUUUAGCAGCCACCCAACAAUACUAUCUCUUGUCUGAAGUAUCAUCUCGAAUACUGCCAGCGCUAUGUCAAACGACAAUGGAUCCCGAAAAAGUUGUUAGAGAUUCAGUUUUUCGCACUAUUAAAGGUUUUCUAGGAAAAUUAGAAAAGGUAUCUGAAGAUCCAAGUUUAAGAGAAAGUAUGGAGGCUGACGUUAAUACCGCUACACCUAGUUUAAGUAAUGCAGCUGCUACAUGGGCUGGUUGGGCUGUCACUGCUGUUACUGCUAAGUUUUAUAGAAGCCAGUCGGAUACAGUCAAAUCCAUGAACCCCAUUGGAGCUAAGAUGCUUAGCAAACCUGGAUCUUUAGAACAACCUUCAAGUAGCAGUAUAUCUACAACCACAUCAAGUGUUACUUCAAUGACAUCUCUUGAACAUGAAGAUGGUAGCCGCGGCAACGAGUCUGUUUCUGAUUAUGACUAUAAUCAUUGGGAUGAUAACGAUAAUUGGGGAGACAUGGAGACUGGCGGACAGAUGGCAAGUAGCAGUGGUAGCGGAUGUGCUGGUAGUAGUGACCCCAUAAGUCCCCCUUCUGGAUCCGGUCCAGCCACAAAAGUUACUGACGGCUGGGAAAAUGAAGAAUGGGGUAGUCUAGAUGAAGAACCAGAACAAGAAGUUGAACUAACAUCUCCCUCUGAAGCCUGGAGCCCCGCAGGAGACACUGCUCCCAUUCUUCCAGACCACAAAACCAACAGUACUUGGUCGCAGUCUCACAUAAACCACAGACACAAUCAAUCAGGCCAUAAUUGGGAUGACCCCGAAUUUGAACCAUUAGAAGAAAAUCCUGGAUUAACAAAUCCAAAACUCGAAGAAGCUAGGAAAAAACGAGAAGAAAGGAAAUUAAUGAGACAGAAGGAAUUAGAAGCUAGAAGGUCUAGCAGAACCUCGACAACAGGAGGGCCUAUGAAAUUGGGAGCAAAAAAAUUAUAA